Messenger RNA from Brassica oleracea var. oleracea, 1838 nucleotides. RefSeq names its product plant intracellular Ras-group-related LRR protein 9-like. Lineage: Eukaryota; Viridiplantae; Streptophyta; Magnoliopsida; Brassicales; Brassicaceae. The record is from RefSeq and is a predicted model, not a curated record. Gene Ontology annotation, molecular function: protein binding. The transcript has 3 exons. Bases 135 to 1619 code for a protein of 494 amino acids.
AGAGAGCAUUAGAGAGAGAGGCAAACACAAGAGAACGUGGGAGAGAACAAUCUCACCACUUGAUCAUCAUUCACUCGAUUCAGAUUCAAAUCUUCUCCGAGAACACUCUUCACACACGCCCAAAAGCUACGACAAUGGCGGCGGAUCCUAACCCUAAAAAGUUCCCCGUCCUCUCCUACGUCUUGGCUCGCCUCCCUUCCUUCACCCCCGCCAAAUCCGCCCCCGCCUUCGAUGUCGAGCAGCCACCACCGUCGUCAAUCGAGAUCGAGAUGCCUCACCUGGCCGAGCCGGGAGUCCUCGCCUCCAUGACCAAAGCCAUCACCGACGUCGCCGAGACCCGAUCCGUCCUCCGAACCCUAGGGCCCAGGCCCGAUCACGAGGCCGUCGACAGGGCGCGCGCCAAGCUAAACGAGAUCGAGGGGAUGCUGUCGGAGUCCUUCGAGGACAUCGCGCUGACCGAGGCGGCGGGGGAGGAUGAGGUUGAGAAGAGGAGGCGGGAGAUGGAUCAGGAGAAGGCUUGGUGCGAGUCGAUUCUGAAGCUGGACGAGGUUCACGGUUCGUAUGAGAAGCUGUUGAGUGAGGCGGAGGAGAGGCUAGUGAGGAUUUAUGAGUUCGCUGAGAAGAAAGCUAAGGUUGAAGAGGGCGAGGGUAGCGUUGAGGAGGUGGAGGUUAAUGAGGAGGUUGUGGGGAUACUGCAGGAGGCGUUGGCUAAUCCGGUGGAGAGGGUUGAUUUGUCUGGGAGGAAGCUGAGUUUGCUCCCUGAGGCGUUUGGGAGGAUCCAAGGGUUGCUUGUUCUUAAUCUCUCCAACAAUCAGCUCCAGGCUAUUCCUGAUUCAAUAGCAGGAUUGCAUGGCCUUGCUGAGUUAGAUGUCUCCGGUAAUCUUCUGGAGACAUUACCAGAUUCUGUUGGUCUACUGUCAAACUUGAAGAUUCUAAAUGUCUCAACUAACAAGCUCACCUCCUUGCCUGAUUCCAUCUGCCGUUGCGGGUCGUUGGUUGUCUUGGACGUGAGCUUCAACCGUCUCACCUACUUACCAACCAACAUAGGGUUCGAGCUAGUGAAUCUAGAAAAGCUCAUGAUCCAAUACAACAAGAUCCGAUCCUUACCGAGCAGUAUAGGCGAAAUGAGAUCCCUAACAUACCUCGACGCCCACUUCAACGAACUCCACGGCCUACCUGACUCCUUCGUCUUGCUCACGAACCUAGAGUACUUGAACCUAAGCAGCAACUUCAGCGACCUCAAGGAUCUCCCUUCCUCCUUCGGCGACCUCAUAAGCCUCCAGAAACUGGACUUGAGCAACAAUCAAAUCCACGCCCUCCCUGACACUUUUGGCACGCUGGAGAGCCUGGUGGAGCUGAACGUGGACCAGAACCCGCUCGUGGUCCCACCCAAGGAAGUUGUGAAUGAAGGCGUGGUGGCUGUGAAGAUGUACAUGGGUAAGAGAAGGAUCACUAUGUUGGAAGAAGAAGAGAGGAGGAGAGUGGAGGAGGAGAUGGAGCAGGCGAACGCUGGGUGGCUCACACGAACCACAUCUAAGCUGAAAAGUUAUGUCUCGGAUGUUUCUGAGUAUCUAAACCCGAGUUCUCCUCGAGACCCUUACCUUGAGAGGGAACUAUGAAUGUGACUUUGGCUUUGAAGAAACGAUAACUCUCUUUUCAAUCAGAGUAUAUAAUGAAGGGUUCUCUCUUCGUUACGUUUGUGAUUCUUUCUGAUAGGUUAUAUGCCUGUCUUUUAACUUGGGUUCAUUGUUAAGAUGAACCUUCUUGAAUUUUGCCGGUUUUAAAGAAAAAACAAACUGUUUUGUGGGUUAAAUAAAAGCUCAAAGGAGUUUAACUGA